CUUGAACCACGAUGAUUGCGGUGGAUUUGAUUGAUGACAGUGGCAGUUCAGGAUGAAUCGUUGGUCGGGUAAGGUCGCCGUGGUCACUGGCGCGAGCGCUGGAAUUGGCGCGGCUAUUGCCAGAGAACUUGUGCGCAAUGGAUUAACUGUCGCCGGACUUGCAAGAAGAGCCGACAAAAUCGAAGAGUUGGCUUCGACCCUAGGAGAUCAAUCAGAAAAACUACACGCAGUCGAGUGUGAUGUCUCUCGGGAGGAGAGUGUGAUCUCUGCUUUUGCAUGGGUGAAGGAACACUUGGGAAGGAUCGAUGUGCUCGUCAAUAAUGCCGGAAUCACUAUAGAAACUACACUGAGUGAAGGUCGCUUAGAGGACUGGAAAACAGUUUUCGAUGUCAAUGUACUGGGGCUUUGUUUAGCCACCCGAGAGGGACUGAAAAUCAUGAGGGAAACUGAGGACGAGGGUCUCAUCGUUCACGUCAGUAGUCUCGCUGGUGAGAGAGUUCCUGCAGUCCCCGGAUUCAGUAUUUAUCCAGCCUCGAAACGAGCGAUAACUGCACUGGCACAAUCUCUACGAAAUGAACUCGUCGGAUCAAAAAUUCGUGUUACAUCAAUCACUCCAGGUCUUGUAGCCACAGAUCUGAUGGCAACAUAUUCGUCAUUCUCCCAGGAAAUUCUGAACGCAAUGCCUUCAUUGAAACCUGACGACAUUGCAGCUGCAAUAAUCUACGCCUUGUCCACACCACCCCAUGUUUCGGUGCAAGAAAUUAUUCUGCGUCCAGUGGGUGAAUCCUGGUAGAAAUCUCCUGGCUCUCCUCAUGUGAUACUUCGCAUUAAAAAGUCUAUUCUCUAUUCAUGAUGAAAAAAAUAUUGUCAAUUUCCAACAUCUGAAUAAAUAAAAUACUCCAAGA
Molecule: messenger RNA, 905 nt
Organism: Diachasma alloeum
Lineage: Eukaryota; Metazoa; Arthropoda; Insecta; Hymenoptera; Braconidae
Product: farnesol dehydrogenase
Exons: 5
Coding region: 53-793 (246 amino acids)
Molecular function (GO): oxidoreductase activity
Source: RefSeq, a predicted model, not a curated record